CAUAAAGGGAAGCGGAGACUUGCUCGGACAGCACUUUGCUUUUCCUUUCAUUCAGACGCCGCGGUCAGCGCAGACGCACUCUCAGCAUGAACCGCUCCACCGAGCUGCCUUCUCCUUCUCCUUCUCCUUCUCCUUCGGAUCAAAUGGCCCCCGAGGAGUUUGACGGCGGCACGGCGGUGGCUUGUGUGAUCCUGGGCCUGUCCUUCCUGGUGGGAGCUCCGGGCAACCUGCUGGUGAUCUGGACCAUCCUGAGACACGUCAAGCAGCGUUCCCACACCGUGAUGCUCAUCCUGCACCUGGCCGUCGCCGACCUGCUGGUCCUCGUCACCCUGCCGCUCUGGAUCUACUCCCUGGCCCGCGCCUGGCUGCUCGGAGAAGCCCUUUGCAAGGCGUUGGUGUACAUCGUAAGCGUGUGCAUGUUCGGCAGCAUUUUCUUCAUCACCCUCAUGAGCGUGGAGCGCUAUUUCGCCAUCUGUCAUCCAUUUGCGAUGAUGCGCUGGAGGAGGGAGAGCGCCAUGAACGGAUGUCUGGUACUUUUGUGGGCCUUCGCGUUGCUCCUCGGGGCGCCAUCUUUACUGACCGGGCCUUUGGACGGACGUGACGGAAGCGAGCAGUGUUUCGUUUUUGAGUUCACCUCCGAGACACGAGCCAUCGCGAUGUUAUGCCUGGAGACCUCGUGCGGCUUCGUGGUUCCUUUUAUCAUUCUCGGCAUCUGCUACUCGCGAGUGGCGGCGCAGCUCAGGAAAAUGAGUUUCGAAUCCAAACCGAAGUCCACGCUUCUGGUUCACGCCGUGGUGAUAGCGUUCGCACUGUGCUGGUCGCCUUACCACGUCGUCAACGCCAUCGAUCUGGUUUGCAUUCUGGGGUCGGGCGCGGAGCGCGAAUGCGUGCCGGAGAGCGUCGUCUUCGGCUCCGGCGCCCUGGCGUUCAUCAGCAGUUCUGUGAAUCCCGUUUUAUACGCCCUCUUUGCAAGGAACCUGCAGGAGAGUCUGGAGCGGUCCCGACUGGUCCGGCUGUUCCAGGAAAUGGCCGCGCACACCAACACACUCAGGGACGUGGUAGUGCGGCAGCAGACGGGACAGAGGGCAGCAGAUUCACAGACGGAGCUGAUGUCUGAUAGGGGGGGAAAAGUAACCGUGCCGACGGGGACAUGUGACGUUUCUCCUCUGUAGUUGAUGAAGGGAUUAUAUUUUAGUUUGAAGACGUAUAUAGGAUGUCAGGCUUUAAAGGCCGGCACGCUACAUGUAAAAUAGUGCUGUUAAUGUUCAUGUGUAGUGAUUCACAUCAUUAACACUCCGACACCUGAUCGCAAUUUUAGGUGUUUCUCAAUUUUGCCGAUAAUUUAUUGCUAUGUAGUUUUAAAAAUGUGAACACUUAAAAAUUAUUACACACUC
Messenger RNA from Pseudoliparis swirei, 1394 nucleotides. Its product is annotated as leukotriene B4 receptor 1-like. Bases 87 to 1172 code for a protein of 361 amino acids. The record is from RefSeq and is a predicted model, not a curated record. The transcript has a single exon. Gene Ontology annotation, molecular function: G protein-coupled receptor activity. Gene Ontology annotation, cellular component: membrane. Gene Ontology annotation, biological process: G protein-coupled receptor signaling pathway. Lineage: Eukaryota; Metazoa; Chordata; Actinopteri; Perciformes; Liparidae.